AUGCUAAGCAGCAGUAGCCCUGAAUUUUCACAAAAGUCCCUGAAGAUUAAACAAGAUGACAAAUUCUUCACAAGGCUUCUAUCCAAGGAGAGCUCAGUUGCAAACCCUUCUUUCAGAGUCUACUAUGGAAAUGUUUCCGGAGCAAUCCCUUUUACUUGGGAAAUUCAACCUGGUACCCCUAAACACAAAUUCUCUGAUAAUUCAAUCCCUCCACUCACCCCUCCUCCUUCCUACUACAACUCCAACCCUGACCAUGAUCACAACAAAUCCACAAAGAGAAGAUAUUACCAAAGAUCCAAGCUCCUCUACAAUAUCUUGCUGAACAUCAAACUCAUCAAGAAAGGGCAGGUGGCAUCAUCUUCACCUUCUUCUUUAUCAUCGUCUUCAUGGUCCUCAUCAAUGAGUAGCACUGUUCCUUCCUCCAAAGGGUACGGGACAAGGCGACGCCGUUUCACGAGCUAUGGCUCUUCAUUUGAUGAUGGACAGAUGUACGGUGGUGGAUCUCCUGAUGCAGUGAAGUGUUUUGGGAUAGAUAGCAACAAGAGAAGGGAUAGUAAUGGUUGUCCUAGUGCGUAUACUGUUUUGAUCGUGAAGAAAGCUUUCUUGUCGAUUGUGGGCCGCAGAUCUGGUUAA
Molecule: messenger RNA, 633 nt
Organism: Lactuca sativa (garden lettuce)
Lineage: Eukaryota; Viridiplantae; Streptophyta; Magnoliopsida; Asterales; Asteraceae
Source: RefSeq, a predicted model, not a curated record